Rhagoletis pomonella (apple maggot) is the source of this 346-nucleotide messenger RNA. RefSeq names its product transmembrane channel-like protein 2. Gene Ontology annotation, molecular function: mechanosensitive monoatomic ion channel activity. Bases 152 to 346 code for a protein of 64 amino acids. Gene Ontology annotation, cellular component: plasma membrane. Lineage: Eukaryota; Metazoa; Arthropoda; Insecta; Diptera; Tephritidae. The record is from RefSeq and is a predicted model, not a curated record. The transcript is spliced from 3 exons.
CAAAUAUCGUCAUCCUCAGCGUUGGCUGCAUUGGAAGCGAGAGACCGUAAGCUUCCUCACCGUUCUUAUCCCCUGGGAGUUGCGUAUCAAGGAGAUCGAGUCGCAUUUUGGCUCCGGCGUAGCAUCCCAUUUCACUUUUCUUCGCUGGCUUAUGUGGGUAAACAUCAUGAUUGCCAUACCAUUGGUGGCGUUCGUCAUCGGGCCUGAGUACUUUGCUACGAAAAAAGAUGAGACCGAUCCCCGUAAGCGUAUGACCGAGCAUGAGUAUAAAGUGGCUGGAAAUUUCUUUACAUACUGGGAAUUCGAAGGUUACAUUAAAUAUUCGCCAAUGUUUUACGGGCAAUGA